UUUACUUCUACAUACAUAUAUGACGUAAUAUCUUAAACAGACAAACUGAUAACAUUUGUUAACAUUUCUUUGAUGUUUGGCCUUCAGUAAUUUAUGAUAAACUUUUAAACCUACUCACAUAGAUAAUAUAUAAUUGAAAUAUUGUUAGUAGUUAAAUUAUAUAUUAUACAAAGCUGUUUUGUUGUACAAUCAAAGUGCUCUCAUAGUAGUUUAACGAUUCUCACUUGACUAUACAUACGUGAAUCAGCCUAUCUGUCUAUAUAUUCAUAAAUAUUGUUGAAUUGUUAUCACAAAUCUUAUCCUACCCUUGCCUGUUACUGAUAAUAGAAUGUUGUUGUGUUUUUUUUUUUUUUUGUUGAUAAUUUACCGCUAUUGGCAAAAAUGUGAAAAAUGAUUGGAUUGACAAUUGUUGCUCAUACGUAAUUUGGACCUCGCGCGGUAAUAUUCACAACGGUUGGAUAAUUGGGUUUUCGAAUAUUUUGGAGUUACUUAGUGAUAUUUUACUUUUAUAAUAAUGCAAUUCCGAAGUUUAAUUUUAUUUGUGUUGGUGAUUGGUUUUGAAAAAUCUUACUCACAGAAUGAUUCGAAAUUGGAUCCACGUAUCAUAAAUGGCAUAACGGCACCUGUAUCGAGAACCAAAUUUCAAGUAUCUAUACGACUGAAGAUAUAUGAUCGGAUAUUUGGAAACGGACAUAUAUGUGGUGGUUCAUUAAUCGGGCCAAAUAAAGUUGUAACGGCAGCACAUUGUUUAUAUGAUUCAGAUAAGAAGCGUUAUCGGAAGGCGCGCGAAUUUGUAGUUGUAAUGGGCACACAAAAUCGUUUUACACGUGUCAAUGGUACUAUUGUUUCAGAUGUAAGUUCGAUUGCUUAUACGAACUCCUUUAGUUUGAAUACAAUGCGUGAUGAUGUUGGAGUUAUGUUCUUAAAGUCGGGACUACCAGUGAAUAAAACUCAUUUGACUAUAUCUCCGAUUGCACUGAGUAAUUCGUCAAUUGCGCCGGGAACUCUAUGUCAGGUGUCGGGUUGGGGUAAAACUAUAACGGGUGUGCUAUCGAACGAAUUAAUGAUGGCUAAUGUAAGCAUUAUACAACAAAACAUUUGUAGAAACUCAUACGGAAGCGGUAUUGUUGAAGGCAUGUUAUGCGCCGGAUACUUAGCGGGUGGCACCGACUCGUGUCAAGGCGACUCCGGUGGUCCGCUGGUUUGUAACAAUGAGCUGGUCGGUAUUGUGUCUUGGGGCAAUGGUUGUGCGCAACGCGGAUACCCUGGGAUUUACACGAAUGUUAGCUACUAUCGUAAUUGGAUUGAUAGUCGCAAUUCUUCAGCGCAAGUGGGUUUUAAAUUUGGUUUCCUAUCGAUAAGCUUUACAAUGGCUAUAGGUUACUUAUUUUAAUGAUAAUAAUAAACGACUUUAUUUAUGUAUAUACAUAAGUAGGAUUUUAUAUUUUCAUAGUAAUUAUUUAUAUAUAUGUAUAUGUAUGUAAAUAUAUAUAUUUUUAAAUCUUUACAAACAA
Messenger RNA from Bactrocera oleae (olive fruit fly), 1514 nucleotides. Its product is annotated as trypsin-1. Gene Ontology annotation, molecular function: serine-type endopeptidase activity. Gene Ontology annotation, biological process: proteolysis. NCBI's taxonomy places the organism in Eukaryota, Metazoa, Arthropoda, Insecta, Diptera, Tephritidae. The record is from RefSeq and is a predicted model, not a curated record.